Prunus armeniaca (apricot) is the source of this 948-nucleotide messenger RNA. NCBI's taxonomy places the organism in Eukaryota, Viridiplantae, Streptophyta, Magnoliopsida, Rosales, Rosaceae. The record is from the annotation of a GenBank genome assembly.
AUGGGUCAGUUGUAUAAUAAGAGAAGCUAUGUUGCAUCUGAAGACAAAAAGCUGGAGCUGAGGCUUGGUCCUCCAGGAGAAGACCAGUCUCUUCUCUCUCUUGGUUGCAUCAUCAUCAACAACAAUAUUUCUCAUGAACACAAAAGAUUCUGCCAUGAAACUUUUAUAGAGAAAAAAGAAGGGAGAGAGAGCAAGUGGUUGACAAACUCUGCUCCCAGCAGUCAGUGCCAGCAAAACCCUAAGCCUUCCCAUUUUCAGUGUCCAAUGAUUUCCAAACCCUGCACCCCUGGAGUGGCAGAGUUCCACAACUCAGAUAAGAAGGCAUGUUCAGAUCCUGCUAUUGCUUCAGAGUUUACAAAUCCUGCUGCAGCUCAUGGCUCUGAUCAGAAAAGUAAAACCAGAAUUGCACAAGCUGCAGUUGUAGGGUGGCCUCCAGUACGUUCAUCCAGGAAAAAUCUUGCAAGCUGCAAAUCAAGCUUUUCAAAGCCCCAGAAUUCGGAGUCACCAAAUGAAAUUCUGCAGGAGGGGAGCAGUGGAAAAUCUGAUACUAAUUCCAAGCCUCAUAUGUUUGUAAAGAUCAACAUGGAAGGGGUUCCCAUUGGAAGAAAAAUCAACCUCAAAGCCUAUGACAGUUAUGAGAAACUCUCCCUUGCCAUAGAUGAACUCUUCCAAGGUCUUCUUGCAGCUCAAAGGGUUUGUUCUGAUGUGGAAAAAGAAGACAAGAAGGGAGAGACCAAAUCAAUAACUCAUGGCAAUGGGGAAUAUACUCUGCUCUAUGAGGAUCAUGAAGGAGACAGGAUGCUUGUUGGUGAUGUCCCAUGGAACAUGUUUGUAUCCACCGCAAAAAGACUGCGCGUGCUGAAUAGCUCAGAGCUUUCCACUCUAAAACUUAGCAGCAGUCAACAUGAAAAGACACCACUUGAUGCUCCAAUGGAAGUUGGGAAAUGA